This is a messenger RNA of Triplophysa rosa, 1774 nucleotides long. RefSeq names its product lysophosphatidic acid receptor 6. NCBI's taxonomy places the organism in Eukaryota, Metazoa, Chordata, Actinopteri, Cypriniformes, Nemacheilidae. The coding region runs from base 87 to 1130 and encodes 347 amino acids. The record is from RefSeq and is a predicted model, not a curated record. Gene Ontology annotation, biological process: G protein-coupled receptor signaling pathway. Gene Ontology annotation, cellular component: plasma membrane. Gene Ontology annotation, molecular function: G protein-coupled receptor activity. The transcript is spliced from 2 exons.
GUCAUCUGUCAGUGUACUGCAUGGAUCUGUUCGCACAAGUUCCAAAUGAGUUUUGAAGGGAGUUUUGCAUAAACCCUUUCAUCAAGAUGAACACAUCGCUCUCACUCAGUUCAGUGACUCUGAGCCGCAGCAACACAAGCACAUGUUCUCCUGAGCCUCAGCAUAUGUCUCUCGCCGUGAUCCUCUGUUUGGUCUAUGUGCUGGGUCUCCUGCUUAAUGGCUUCAGCUUGUGGGUCUUCACCUGUCGCAUUCACAAGUGGAACUCCGGAGUUCUUCUUCUGUUUAAUCUGGCUCUAUCUGAUGCUAUUAUAACUCCACUCACUCCUCUAAUGGCAGCAUAUUUCGCCAUGGGCAACUGGAUAUUUGGGAAGUUUGCCUGCCAGUUGAAGAUCGCAGUUCUGAGUGUGCACUUCAAUGGCAGCAUCCUCUUCCUCACACUCAUUAGUAUUCAUCGCUAUGUGACCGUGGUGCACUUCAAUCGCUCAUCACUUAUGAAAAGAAAGACUUUUGUGAAGAAACUUUGUGCUGGGAUUUGGUGUUUUCUUAUAAUAAACAGCAUUAUUUAUGGAUGGCUGCUUCCGGUGACCACUGAGGACAACCAUGGGCAGUGUCUUACUAUCCAUCAGACGAAGCUCACGAAUGCAUACUUUAUUAUUAACUUUGUGCUCUUCAUUUUCUGGUGUAUUUUGCCCUUAUCCGUGUCUGUGUUUUGCUAUGGUCGUCUGGCCAGCUCAGUGUCUCGUAUUAACAUACAUUCUAUACAGGGCCAGACAGUCAAAGCCAAGUCAAUGAGGAUGAUAGGCAUCUGUCUGGUCAUAUUUGGACUCUGCUUUCUUCCUCUCAAUGUGGUUCGGACCAUUGGAGUGGUUGUGAAAAAGUAUUACCCUGAGAAAUGCAGGCUUAUGUUGCGGUUGCAAACGGCAUAUUAUGUAUGUUACAUAUUAGCAGGAAUUAACUGUUGCUUGGACCCGCUGAUUUACUUUUUUGGUUCUCGUAGCUUCAUUAAAGCAUUCAGGAGGUCUCUGAGGACGAUAGGGAUGAGACGGAAUGUUGAGAAAAAGAGUGAUUCGGAAACAUUGAGUCAAAGUGUAAACAGAAACGUCAUUUAUAUAGUCUCGCAGUCAAAUUAAAGGGAUAGUUCACCCAAAAAGGAAAAUUCUGUCAUAAAUUACUCUCUUAGUUGUUCCAAACCUGUGUACAUUUCUUUGUUUGGUUGAACACAGAGAAAGAUAUUUGGAUGAAUGCUAUUGUUACAAAACAGUUAUAGGACCCCAUUGACUACCAUAGUAGGAAAAAUUACAAUGGUAGUCAGAAGUGCCCCAGAACUAUUUGCUGACCUGCAUUCUCCCAAAUAUCUACUUUUGUGUUUAACAGAACAAAACAAUUAUAAAGUAAUUAUGAAGUAUGGUAGUCAAUAAGGUCCAAUAACUAUUUGGUUGUAAGAAUUCUUCCAAAUACCUUUCUCUGUGUUCAUCACAACAAAUACAUUUACUGUGUACAGAUUUGAAACAACUCAAAGGUGAGUAAAUGAUGACAGAAUUUUUAUUUUUGGGUGAACUGUUCCUUUAUGCUGUGUAUUACAGUACAAUUAGUUUUUAAAGUUGUAUUAUUCCCUUACAGAAUACAAAAAAAUAAUAUAGAUUAGGAAUAAAAAUGAAAAAGUAAUAACUCUUUUCUUAUUAAAACUUAAAAAAUAAAUAUUUUCAUUCAAUUACAAAAUUAGUUUGUCAAUAUUGUGGUAUGUUUCCAUGUGCUUUUAUUCUCUGGCCUGCAC